This is a messenger RNA of Daldinia caldariorum, 1536 nucleotides long. RefSeq names its product MFS general substrate transporter. Gene Ontology annotation, molecular function: transmembrane transporter activity. The record is from RefSeq and is a predicted model, not a curated record. Lineage: Eukaryota; Fungi; Ascomycota; Sordariomycetes; Xylariales; Hypoxylaceae. Gene Ontology annotation, cellular component: membrane. The transcript has 5 exons. Gene Ontology annotation, biological process: transmembrane transport. Bases 1 to 1536 code for a protein of 511 amino acids.
AUGGCGACUCUCGACGGUAAUUCUUCCGGUAAGGAGGAGGGAAACAUCUCUCAGGAGGAGCACGUUGAGAAGGACCUCCAUACCGCUGCCGAAGAGGGCGUAGCAGCAACCGACAGUCGCGGCGUGUCUGUUACGGAGUUUGACCGCGUAGCCGAAAGGAAGCUCCGGAAUAAGAUAGAUUUGAUGAUAGUUCCAACGGUGGCUGUCUUAUAUCUAUUCUGCUUCAUCGACCGCUCAAACAUAGGCAAUGCAAGACUCGCUGGGCUCGAAAAAGAUUUGGGCAUGAAGGGCAACGACUACAACGUGCUCCUCUCCGUCUUCUACAUAAGCUACUGCCUCUUCGAGGUCCCGUCCAACUUGGCGUGCAAGUGGCUCGGUCCCGGCUGGGUCAUUCCCACUCUUUGUCUCGGCUUCGGCGUUUCCUCGCUUGGCAUGGCUUUCGUUCACAAUCUGCCGGCGGCCUGCGGCGUUCGCUUCCUUCUUGGCGUCUUCGAGGCCGGUAUGAUGCCUGGCAUGUCUUACUACCUUUCCCGAUGGUACCGCCGCUCCGAAUUGGUGUUCCGGAUUUCUCUCUUCGUCGUUAUGGCGCCGCUCGCCGGCGCGUUUGGAGGGUUGAUCGCUUCCGGUGUUUUAACUCUAUCCCACAUCGGCGGUGUUACGGCUUGGCGUAUGAUUUUCCUCGUCGAAGGCAUCAUCACGAUCGGGUUGUCAUUGAUCUCGUUCAUCACGCUUACCGACCGCCCCGAGACGGCGCGUUGGCUUACGCCGGAAGAAAAGGCCUUAGCCAUCGCCCGUGUCAAGUCGGAACGUCUGGCGCAGACCGUGGUUCUCGACAAGGCGGAUCGCAGGAAGGUUUGGUUGGGCUUUUGGAACCCUGUUGUCCUAUCGACUAGUUUCGUCUUCCUCCUCAAUAACAUCACUGUCCAGGGUCUAGCCUUCUUCACCCCGACGAUCGUAGCCAGCAUCUAUCCACAUUACACAACGGUCCAAAAGCAGCUAUAUACGGUUCCACCCUACGUUGUCGGCGCUGCGUUCGAGGUCGUCAUCCCGCUCCUGAGCUGGCGCAUGGACAAGCGACAAGUCUUCAUGAUCCUCACCGCGCCUUUGACCAUGAUGGGCUACAUCAUGUUUCUCGCAAGUACCGACGCGAAGGUGAGAUACGCAGCGACUUUCUUCACGGCCGUCAGCUGUUUCGCCGUGGGCGCGUUGAGCAACGCGCAAGUCGCGGCGCAGGUUGUCAGCGACACAGCGCGCAGCGUCAGUCUUGCGACGAACAUGACGUUCGGGGCCCUCGGCGGCCUCGUCGCUACCUGGUCGUAUUUGUCCUGGGACGGACCAGACUAUCCCAUCGGCAACGGUUUGAACCUCGCUGCUUCCAGCUUGCUCUUCAUCGUAACUACGGCAACCUUGUUAUGGAUGAAAGCGGACAACAGGAGACGCGAGAAGCUCGACAUUAAUCAGGAGCUGGAAGGGUUAUCGCAAGCGCAGAUCGAGAGCCUUGAGUGGAAGCACCCUGACUGGAGAUGGAAACCGUAA